GUGUGGGCUGAACUAUAAACGAUGUCAUAUCAAGUCAGCCAAUAGCGAGAGAGCUGCACGAAUGAUCCCGCCUCCAGCGAGCGUCUCAUCCAAUCACCGGAGACGGUGUAUGUUUGAAACUGCCUGUAUCAGAUCACAUUACAUGGACUUCAUUGCUUACAGCUGUCCUGUGUGUACAUUGCCGAAGUUUCGCUUUCAGCCGGAAAAAUAUAACGUUAGAAGUUAUUGAAUUGUACUCUAAAAAAUAAUACUAAUAAACAAAAUCUUUUUAUUUGAUCUACAUUCAGUUUUAUAGAGUCGGACAGAGUAGCGGAAAGUUCGCGUUUCCGGACGGCGUUCAACAAAUAUUUAAACGCAAACUAACAUGUGAUUAUAAAGUCUUGUUUACUUGCUGAACCGUUUUAAAGAAGAGGGUUACAUUAUGGCGGAUGGAGCCGUGGCUUUUGGAGCUAGUAUAAACCAAAGUUUGACCUCUCGAGCAAAGAGAGUCAACAACAACAUCACUUCAGUUCCAGCGAACACGAGGAGAAAGACUCGACAGAGCCACAGAAGAGACAUUCAUAACCGGGUUGUCUUGGAGAAGGUGCUUGGCAUCACUGCCUCCAGCAGUAGUGCUUUAACCUGUGACCCCAACACCGGUUCAGUGGCUUAUCCUGCAGGAUGUGUUGUAGUCAUCCUGAGCCCAAAGAAAAACAAGCAGACGCACAUAUUUAAUACAUCCAGGAAAACCUUCAGCGCUUUGGCCUUUUCUCAGAAUGGAAAAUAUUUGGUCACCGGUGAGAGUGGGCACAUGCCCUGUGUGCGAGUGUGGGAUGUGGCGGAGAGGACGCAGGUGGCAGAGGUCCAAUGUCAUAAGUAUGGGGUGUCAUGUGUGGCAUUCUCCCCCAACGGGAGCUAUAUAGUGUCUGUGGGAUACCAACACGACAGGACUGUCAGCGUCUGGGAGUGGAAGAAGGGGACUGUUAUCGCAUCUAAUAAGGUGUCCAGCCGUGUGCUUGGUGUAUCUUUCUCAGAGGACAACAGCUACUUUGUCACUGCAGGCAACAGACAUGUGAAGUUCUGGUACCUUGAUGCCUCAAAGGAAAGAAGGGUAAACAGCACGGUGCCUCUGAUUGGCCGUUCAGGUUUGCUGGGGGAGCAUCAGAACAGUCAGUUCUGUGGUUUGGCUUGUGGCCGUGGCUCAAUGGCCAGCAGCACCUACUGCAUCACACACACAGGUCUGCUGUGCCAAUUCAACAGCAAGAGACAGCUGGAUUCCUGGGUUGAUCUCAAGACGACGUCAGCACAGUGUUUAUCAGUGAGCGGGACGUUUGUUUUCUGCGGUUGUGCCGAUGGGACGGUUCGUGUGUUCAACCCACAGGACCUGCGCUACAUCACCACUCUGCACCGGCCACACUGUCUGGGAGUGGAUGUGUCCCAGGGCACACAGCCUGGGCAUUUGUUUGGUGCAAAUCCAGAAGCACAGUAUCCAGAUACCUUGGCUUUAACCUUUGACCCCGUGACUAAGCACCUGACGUGUGUGUAUAAUGACCACAGCGUGUACGUUUGGGACGUGCGGGACAUCAGGAACGUAGGAAAGGUCUAUUCAGCCCUGUACCACAGCGGAUGUGUGUGGAGUGUGGAGACCUAUCCAGAGCUUGAAGAUUCCUCAGCGGCCUGUUUGUCACCCGGCUCUUUCCUCACUUGCUCAUCUGAUAACACCAUCCGCUUAUGGAAAAGCGAGUCCCCGCAGAGUCACAACGCUGGACUCAGCCUUCGUCACAACCUUUAUAGCCAGGACAUUGUACGGAUAGUGUAUGUGGAUGACGACACGCAGUACCUCAAAGCUGAAUCUGAGAAAGCAGAGGGAGGGGGUCAGGAUGGCAAAUCUGGGAUCCGGGUGUUGGGAAUCAGCCCAGAUGGCCAACAUUUGGCUGCUGGAGACCGCAGUGGAAACCUGAGAAUCUUCGGCUUGCAGUUUAUGGACGAGUUACAGAAAAUUGAAGCUCACGAUUCAGAGGUCUUGUGUUUAGCCUUCUCCCCUGCUGAGACCGGUUUGCAUCUGUUGGCUUCAGCGAGUCGCGAUCGACUGAUUCACAUCUUUGACAUGGACAGCAAAUGUAACCUAGUGCAGACCGUUUAUGAUCAUUCAGCCUCGAUCACUGCUGUCAAGUUUACAGGCUUGAAUUCAGAGUUGUGUAUGGUCAGCUGUGGCGCAGACAAGAGUGUAUAUUUUCGAUCUGCUGAGAAAACUUCAGAUGGCUUAGUCUUCUCACGAUCACAUCACAUAGUGGAGAAGACAACGCUGUAUGACAUGGACCUGGAUGCCACACGUACACACACGGCCAUUGCGUGCCAGGACCGCAACAUCAGAGUGUACAAUGUGAGAAGUGGAAAGAUGAAGAAGUGUUUCAAGGGCUCUAUGAAUGAUGACGGGACACUGCUAAAGGUUCAGUUGGAUCCCUCGGGGAUGUUCUUGGCCACCAGUUGUUCAGACAAAAAUAUCUGUGUCUUUGAUUAUGAGUCAGGCGAAUGUGUGGCCACCUUAUUUGGACAUUCAGAAAUUGUCACAGGUAUGAAGUUCAGCCAGGACUGCAGGCAUCUCAUCACUGUGUCUGGUGACAGCUGUGUGUUUGUAUGGCGGCUGGACUCUCAGAUGACCAAUUCAAUGAGGAAGAGGUUGGCAGAGAGGAAGCAGCAAGCAGGCCUGCGGCUCCAGCGGGCUCCCACAAAACCGGAAGCCAUCAGAAGAGAGACCUACAUCACCGUGCCAUCUAAUGCACUGCCGCAUAUGGAGGAGGAUGGCUUGAUAGCUGAAGAAAAUCCUGAAGAUGGUUUGGAGGACUGCAGAACCCCAGAUAGACUCGACUCCACAGAUGCAUCUUUGGAUUCUGUGGUGCUCCAAACCAAUGGCAAAAUGCCAAUGUGGGUCCGCAGACUGGGUGGAGAAGGUGAAAAGGAUGGUACCAGCGCUGCUAAUAGAGUGCAGUACCAGCCACAGGGACGCUGGGCAGUGCAGUCAGAUCCACUCGCCAUCCGCACAGUGCUGGAGAUGAAGAGCAAUCAGCUUCCUCUCUCACACACUCCCAGCAGAGUCAUGGGGGAGGAAGAGCUUGAGGAAGACCCUCGCUUCCACCCGCAGAGCCUGGACAGUCUGCUGGAUGAAGAUCUUGAAGAUGGAGAAGAGGAGGAGGAAAAGAUCUGUGGUGUUUCCAGAGAUGCCUUUAGCUCUUCACUCCAAGGGCCAGAAUUUCUGCAGUUUCCGCAUGGAGAGGAGAACUUCAAUCCAGAGCUCAGCUCCUCAGAAAAGACCGGAUACAUUUUAUAUCCUGCCAACAGCACUGCUCUGUCCACUGGUGAAGGGGAGUUUGAUGUUAAAGCUCUGUGUGAGGGCUCUGCUGGUGAUCCUGAGGAAGAGGAGUUAAGUCCAGAUAGUGCUUGCUCUGCUGAAAGCCCAGCAUCUCAUAGUGACCAGCCGCAUGACCAGGACACAGAUUCCCUCAGUCAGGUGAGCUCCACGGGAAGCUCAGGUGUUGAAGAAGAAGAGGAUGAAGAAGAAUCUGGAACUCUGCUUCGCCAACAUUUCGACACUCUGGGUGUGGCCACAAAUGAAAAGUUCAACACAGACUUGAGCAGUCUGCAGCCCACGACAGAGAGCAACUUCCUCAAUCCUCGUCUCAGCAUCUCUACGCGCUUCCUCUCCCGCUUUCAGAGCCGUUUCCGCAGUGCUGCUUGUCGGCCUGCAGCAUGCCUGUCCAGUAUACCUGAUGAGUCCACUGACAGCCAAACCCUGGACCAAACCAUGGAAAAGUCCAAGCAUCUUUCAAACAGUGGAAGCGUUGAGGAGAAAGAGAAGACUGAAAUCACAAACAGAAAUCAGUCCUCAACUCAAAGUACCACUAGUGCUCCAGGUGUUCUCAGUAACAAAUCCACCAGCAACUCAUGUGAUGCAUCUGUCACGCGCUCCCGCCAAAGCUACAUGGGUCCCACUACAAGCUCACGUGCUAAAAUAAACCAAAGCAACUCCGUGGAGGGUCUAAACCUCUGUAUAUCAGAGGAAACGCCAAUAAACACCUUGCCAAAUGUAGAGCACAGCAAAGAGAACAUGAUCCCUCCAUCCUCUCCUGCUGUUUCAUCUGCACCGCUUCAUCAGUGUCCUGCCCUGGGAAACCACAGUGCCCGGGCAGCUCUUCGACUGGACCUCAUAGGCCCCAAUCGUGCCAGUUUGUCACCUGUGUCACUGAAGAGCCGCCGAGGGAAGGUCGAGCAUCACGAUUCUCCGCGGCGCCAGGCUUUAGUGACGCCCACAGAGAUGAGGUCACUGGGGAAAGAGAGUCGCAAGCAAAUCUCUAAUAUUGAGCGGAGUUUAGUCCCUUCAGACAGACUCUCUACAGGGGCCGGGAUGCUUGCCGGGAGCCCCACGACGAGGGAAACCAGUGAUACUGUGGUUGAAGACCUGCAGUCAUUGGAGAAUUCACAGACAUCUGGUCAGAUCUCAAUGACCAAUGCAGUAACUCUGAACAGUCAAGAUUCUGCAGGUCUUUCUGUGGAGGCGUUGAGUGUUCAGAUGUGUAAGGAGAUGGUGAAUGAACUCUGGCACACCAUCCAUAAAGCAACUGACUUCUACAGCAAGCUGUGCUCCGUCCCCGAGUUAUCAGAGCAGCAGGAGCAGAUGAAGGGCGUUCUGCAGGAGGUGUUUAUGGGCGUACAGAGCGAGUUGAAUUCAAUCUGCCCACAAAAGACGCAACCAUCAACCAAGAGCAUCCGUCCCAUACCCGAGGACUCUCCAGGCCGUCAGCUGCGGGAUGACCGAGCCGUGGCCCUUCUGGAGAAAUACUCUGAAAUGCUUUUACUGCGAAUGACUGAGAAAGGAGCACAGGCCACGCUGGAGUAACGGCUCACUUCCUGUCAUAUGAUUGGCCAAAAUCAGCUGCCAAAUCCCCCAAAAAGCACCUUUAAACCUUAACGUGUUACAUUUGGUUUUACCUUUUUAAAUAAACCUGUAAAUGCAUAUUUGAAA
This is a messenger RNA of Danio aesculapii, 4999 nucleotides long. RefSeq names its product WD repeat domain 62 (gene wdr62). Gene Ontology annotation, molecular function: protein binding. The coding region runs from base 422 to 4873 and encodes 1483 amino acids. NCBI's taxonomy places the organism in Eukaryota, Metazoa, Chordata, Actinopteri, Cypriniformes, Danionidae. The record is from RefSeq and is a predicted model, not a curated record. The transcript has 31 exons.